Halichondria panicea is the source of this 1730-nucleotide messenger RNA. RefSeq names its product probable serine/threonine-protein kinase DDB_G0275165. The coding region runs from base 241 to 1512 and encodes 423 amino acids. The transcript is spliced from 5 exons. The record is from RefSeq and is a predicted model, not a curated record. Gene Ontology annotation, biological process: protein phosphorylation. Gene Ontology annotation, molecular function: protein serine/threonine kinase activity; ATP binding. NCBI's taxonomy places the organism in Eukaryota, Metazoa, Porifera, Demospongiae, Suberitida, Halichondriidae.
UGUAUGGAAUGUAUGUGGUUAUGGUUUAGCUUUCAAAGAUACUAGCUACACACCUAGAUCUUACUCCAUAUUCUAGUCUAGCUAUAAUCACUCACCCAUUCUCUAAUCUUUUGUGCUUAUCCAAAGUGAGGCAAUCUCUCUAGCUUUUUGCCGGCAUAAAAAAGGGUGAAUCAGCUAGUCUAGCUUGCUAGCCUUCUAUAGGUGCUAGAGAUCUACUUUCACCAGUCAUGCCAUUACAGAAUGUCGAAUGUCCAGAAAAUAAAUGAUGAACUUUUAGUUUAUGUCAACGAAGAAGUUGGUUCUGGAACUUUUGGAAUGGUUUUCAAAGGAAUGUACAAAAAUAAAGUGUGUGCUAUAAAGAUGCUUCACCAUGUUGCCACACCAUUGAAAAUCAAUUUUCCUGUUGGUCAAGGACAAGAAAAUGCAAUUCGUGCGUUUGGUUAUGAAAGCAUGGUUCUGGAAUCUUUUCAACAUCCAAAUGUUCUUCAACACUUGGCAACAACUAAGCAUCCAUCAGGAAAUACCAUGUUAGUGACAGAGCUGAUGGAUUGCAACUUGAGUACUUAUCUCUCUACACCUGAUCACUCAAGCUCUCUCACAAGUCAGUGUGAGAUUAGCCUCUCAAAGGAUUUAGCUUCUGGUCUUGCCUACAUCCACAGCAGGAAGAUCAUUCACCGCGAUCUUUGUGGCGUUAAUGUCUUGUUAAAGCGAAGUCAACCCUUUCCUGUAGCUAAGAUCUCUGACUUUGGAAUGUCCAAGCUACUCGAUCCCUUAAAAUUCAACACCACUAUUAGUCAUCGCUUGGGUUAUCUACCUCCCGAGGCACUUCACGAGGGUGAUGAAGAUUAUGAUGAAACUCUAGACGUAUUCUCGUUGGGGGUGAUCAUGAUGCAGAUUGCUUGCAGAUUAGAAAACGUCAAAUCUGUAAGGGAAAGAUUGUCAUAUCUUGCAGAAAUUGAAGCCGGCACACACCUGCUUAAACUACACAUUAUGGCCUGCUUGCAAGAAAAAAGACCAUCAGCCGCUGUUGUCUGUGGACAAUUGGAGAAACAUCUGCUGUAUGGAGAUGCUUACAGACAGGAUUAUGAUCUUGUUACAAUCGGAGGAAAACGCCCAAUUUUGCACUCAGGAUCGUCACAAGAGGAGCCUACUAGCAGAAACCAAACAGUAGAAAUUGCACAACAACGGUCGUCCAUUGUUCUGACUGGAGAUGAUAUUCUAACAAUUUGUGAGAAGCUGAGAAGUGCAAGUAAAGAUUGGUUCAACUUGGGACUGGCUCUCGGGGUGAAGUUUUACGAGUUGGAAAAUAUUCGAGAUCGAAGCACAGAUAAUGUGUGCCGCCUAACGAUGAUAGUAGCCAAGCGUCUUGAAGUCACUGAUCCACCCAUGACAUGGCCUUACAUAUGUGAAUGUCUAAGGAGGCCUACUGUUGCACGUAACGAUGUAGCCGAGGAAAUUGAAGACAAGUAUGUGAGGACAGCAACUGCAGUUGCUCAUAGUGCCACCAAUUGAUCAUGAGAACCUGACAAGCUUGAAGGGGACGAAUAAAGUAAAGAAGCAUAAAGAAGCGUCCAUGCAAGAAUUAAGUAAAGAACUGACUGACUCUGUGCUAACAAUGUCGUCUAUAUAGCCAUUAUUAUAAAGUAUGAGUACUGUGACAUGUUCAAGCAUUGUUCCUUUGUUCCUUGUAAGGGAUCAGCAUCUUAGAGAAUAUUAUUAUUUAUAAUUGA